Molecule: messenger RNA, 1647 nt
Organism: Eucalyptus grandis
Lineage: Eukaryota; Viridiplantae; Streptophyta; Magnoliopsida; Myrtales; Myrtaceae
Exons: 3
Coding region: 235-834 (199 amino acids)
Source: RefSeq, a predicted model, not a curated record
UUACACCCGAGACAGCAGUUAUAUGGCCUCUAUUUGAAGCCGAGGCUGUACAUAACUGGCAAAAAGAGUUGAGAGAAACAGUUGCAAAACACUUGACAAAUUGUGGCUUUGAGUCUAACCCUCGAGGUGGUGGUUGACAAGUUCUCUGCCUCGAGGUUCAGGUAGUGACCAACAUGGUGAUUGCAGUCGUGACUGUGGUCGUGAUCGUGGCCCUGAUCAGGCCUGUGGUGGUGGAUGUGGAGGUGGAGAUGGAGAGUGCUUGCGGAAAGCCUGGGCAUUCUACAAGUGAGUGUCCUAGUGAAGAGGGCAGAGGAGGUAGUUAUGCGGGGAGCAAUGACAGGUAUGGAGGUGGCGGUGGUGGACACUAUGGUCCUGAUCGAAAUGGUGGUUGACCUGGCGGGUGCAAUAGAGAUAGUGGUACUCAAGGAGGAUCAUGAAAUGACUGCUAUAAUCAGGACCGUUCUGGUCCCUAUGAAUGUCGUCGUACAGGAAACUUCUGUUCAGGGUAGAAAGAAUUCUCCUGAUAGAGCAAUUGAAGAUACUGCUGUUACUUGCUGGAGGUGUCAAAGUCUCUUCUGUUGCAUCUCUUCUUCAUGGUUCUCCAAGUGGACAAAUCUGCUUGAUCAAACUGUUGAUGUGCGAUCUUUGGCUAAAAGAUUCAACUGUUUAAUGUCUGUGAAUGCUCAUUUUGAUGUUGUGGAUCCAAUGACAUUGCUUGCUUUACUUAAACAAUCAAAUUUGGCCUUACUAUUUCAAUGCUAUGAUGAGUACUGGAUUCUCUUUUGCUUACAUGCUUUAGCAAUUGCAGAUGCAUCUGAGAUCAAUCUUGGUUGACUUCUUCCUUGGCAUUUGUGACUAUGGAGUGUGGACAGCUUUUUGGUGUCUAGAUGGCUCUUUUGAGGAUAGGACGAGAUUCACCUAAGGAAGUAAUGCGUUUUCUCUUCACAAAAGAGAAGUUGCCUUAGAAAUGAAUGCCUGUUUUGGCUACGAUUUUUCAAAUGUUUAACUUUUUGAAAAGGAGUUAAGCGGGUAGACUCUAUGUUUUCUUCUACACAUUUAGUAUGUGAGCUUUCUGUCUAUAGUUUGCACUAUAUUAACUCUGCUAAGCUUUUGGCAGGAUUCUAUGCUGUUUGUGGUGUUUUGAUGCGCAGUUCCGUUACUCUUAUAUCAUGAUACGUGGGUUUAGUCUUAAAAACUCUGAAAAGUCCUUUUGGUCUCAAGAAGCUGUUCUGUGCAAUUAACUCGGUAAAUUUCGUCUCACCUUCCACACAUUGUACUGAUGGAGGAGUUCCUUUCCCAGUAAAAUGUAGAGAUCUUUUGGAAGCUUUAGUGAGCAUGGCAAUUUGAUUUUCACGAUCUUCUUCCUAGCUAUCUGGUGUCUCUUAUCGCCAUCUUCAGUGGAGGAUUGCUGGUCUCUGUCUCACCCGUGUACAUGAUGCUGCUAUUGUCUUAGGUUUCCUGGAUAAAUUUCUCUUUCAGGUGUAAUGCGGCUCUUCCUAUGAAUCAGCUAUGUUGCUAAUAGACACGCGGUUCUUUUCGCUUCUGCAUUAAUGAUCUUCGCCAUGCUCUUGCAGCCAGUCAUUUGCGAUUGAUAAUGUAUCUUCCCUGAAUUCUUUCAGAAGUUGUGCUAGCUCCAUUUGAAAUUGA